AAAUUGAGCAAAUAACAAAUUAACAACAAUUUAAAAAAAAACAGCAAAUACAACAAAUAAAACUCUUAAAACUAUUGAAAACAAGCCAAGUGUAUAAUUUCUAAGAUAUUUGAAUAAUAAAUAGUGAAACAAUUUACAAACAACAACAAAAAAAAAAAGAAAUUAAAAUUUUCACACGAGUCCAGAAACAACAAACAAAAAUUUUAUAAUAAAAACAUAAAAAUAUUAAAAGAAAAGUAGUAAAAAAAAAACAAGUGAGAAUGAAAAUUAUAAUGAAAGCUGAAGGUGUGAAAAAAUUUAUAAAAAAAUUCAAAAAGAACAAUUGAAAACUAAAGAUACAGAUUUAAAGAAAACAAAACCAGCUGCCUUAGCAACUUAUUUGAACAAAUAAAAACUAAAAAUAAAUUAAACAACUAACAAUAAAAUAAUAAUAAUAAAAAAUAAAUAAAUAAAAAUGAAAAUGAAAAAAGUUAAACCCAACCUUAGAGCAAUGUUUAACUUUCACACCAUUAUCCUGGUGAUAUUGAUGGUGGUGUUGUCAACUUUACACUCACACACCAUUGAGGGGAAACUUCAAACGAAUCACAAACAUCAUCAUCAUCACUACAAACAACAUAAUGUUGUUGGCGGCGGCAUUGAUACAGAUAUUGAGAAUGUUGCCGAUAAGCUAGAACAACAACCUGGACAUCAUAAUCAUCAACAUUCCCAGCACCACCACCAACAGCACCAUCAUCAACAUCAUCAUCAACCACAUCAGCAGCAAUAUACCGCCACACCUAGUUUAGAAUUUACAACCAGCUCUUCAGCUUCAUCGUCUUCCGCUGCAUUCAUGGACAGUGAUAAUGAGUUUUUAAUUAAACAACAAGAACUGCCGCUUACUAAUAAGGACGAAAUCUAUUAUAAAACAAAAGAUCUUAAAUCAUCUUCAGCCACAUCGUCGACAACCUCAAAGCCUUCACUUUCUAUACAACUUAUGAAGCAACAUGUUGGUAACAUGAAAACGUCAAGUUCAAACACCACCACCACCACCACAACGGCCAUGCAAUCUGAAACUUUGUCUAAUUCUAGACAGGAACACACCCAUCUGAAACAUUACAACAGCAAAAGAUUAAUUUCAACGCCUUCAACAAAACAUCAGGCCAGCAGUAGUGGUGGUGAUCAUGGUGAUGGUGAUGGUGGCAUUGACAACAAUCGCUCAGACACAAUUGCAACAAUGUACUCAGUUCCAAAUGAAAAUUCUAAAUGGAACCUGGCAACAACAAAAGAUAAUGACGACAUUAAAUUAAACAAACCAGCUGAACAUCAAAAUCAAACUCAUAAUGAACAUCAUCAUCAUCAACGUGAUCGUGAUCAUGAGCAUGAUCAGAAGAUGAAACCAGAACAACCGGCUCAUCAGAAUUAUGAAGAUUAUUAUUCGGAUGCAGAGGAUGAUGAUGAUGACGAUGACUACAACGAAGAUGAAGGUGAUAACGACAAUAUCGAUGGCAUUUCAUAUGACGAUGAUAACAAUUUAAGUGAUCGUUCGUAUGCCAGGAUAACUCGUUCUAAACUUGAUGACGAUUAUAUUGAUGAUGAACCUUAUCGCAAUGGUCUUAAUGAUCUUUCAAUGCAACGUGACGCACCUGGAGUUUUAACCGAACAAAAGUAUUUGGAUGUUGGCAAUGAAAAGGCUGUGCAACAGGCCAGGGAACGUUAUAUACAGGAACAAAAAAGACCAAGAACUCCACAGGAAUUGGCCACAGAACAUUGGCACCGCAUGAUUCAGGCAACUAAAUGUCGUAAACCAUUGCCACGCGUCAUUCCAGUCUCAAAUAACACCUCCAAACGUUAUGAGCCUUAUGCCACCAUCUUGCAUCGUUGUGGCGAUGAUACCGGCUGUUGCGGUUCCACUGCCAGUGUCUGUACGGUUAAACGGCAUGAAAUCGUUAUGGUUUACGUUUUUUCAUACGACUUUAAUUAUCGCAAAGAAAUCGAGGCGUUACCAAUGCAAAAUCAUACCGAAUGUCAUUGCGUCAAUCGUGGCAGUUUAUUGCACGACUCUAUGCCACGUGAUAAAAGAUCUGGUGGUAGUGGAGCUGGUGGUGGUCUUGGCUCUACAAGUUAUUUGCAUCAUUUUCAACGGCAACAGCGAAAACAACAGCAUCGACAGUCACAGCCACAAUCACAGCAGCAGCUUCAGAGUCAUCAUCAACAGCAAUUGCAAAAUAUGCUAGAUUGCCAUUGUCCUCGGCACUUUAAUGUUUUCGAAGAGGAUGUAGAGCGUCAUGCCCAUCUACCCAAGCCACACAGUGUUUUCAUACGCAAAUGCCGUUGUGACUGUUUGGUCAAUAAUCAAACAUGUCUGCGGUUUAAACAUGGCGAAGAGGGAUUUUCCUUGGAAGAUCGCAAGUGCAUAUUGGAACGUAACUGUAAACCACCAGUUUGUUCAUACGGUGAAUAUAAUUUACGAGUUGGUCGAUGCCCCAGCUAUUAUAGAUCACAUCUCCUGCAAACAACUUGAAUACUCGUACAUUUUUUUUAAAUAAUACUUAACGAAUUUCCAUGUAGUUUUUUAUCUUAUAAGUAUUUUGAAUUAAGUCAUUUAGAAUUAAGAAAAAAAAUAUUGUUUUAUAGCUAGUUUUAGGUAAAUUAUUUUCGCAACUUGCCAUAACUAAAGCAAAACUAAAAAAAAACAACAUUUUCCUAAAUAUUUAACAAAAUAAGUAUUUAAACUAGAAUUUAAUAAAAGUCCUAUGAAUACUAUAAAUGUCUACGAAUCUAAACACAAGGGUGAUGAUAACGAUUUUUGAUUAUAUACACAUACAUAUAUUUUUAAGAUUUUAAAUUUAGUAAAAACAACUUACCAGUAUUGCACAAUAUUUUUCCAAAAUAUUUAACAAUUUUUUUAAAAUUAAAUUAAAGAAAUUUUACUUCUCUUUAAAAUUGUAUCUCUGACAAGCUCACAUAAAAACAUGAUGACAAUCUAUGGAUUUCUCAUUUGAGUAUUUUGUCUGGGGUGUCAUUAGGUAUUUCAAAUGGGCUCAGUUGAUAAAGUUCGCAAGGAUGGAAAAUAUUUAAUUGGAAACCCAAAAUUAUAUUAUUUAUGUAUAUUAAUAUGUUUAGAUAGCUUUUAAUUUCAAUUAUCUUUGAACAUUUUUAGUGCAUAUUAAGCUAACUUUACACUAUCUGUCGAUUCAACAGCUUAAAUGUCUUCAGCUAGUGUAACAGUUCAAUAUUCAGAAUAACUGGUGCAUAUUAAGCUACUUUUACACUAUAUGAAUUAUAAUAUGAGGGGUAUGUUAAUCAGCCCAUAAGCAGCUAUACUGUCUGAAAGCAUCUCAAUUAUUCAACUCAGAUGAGAACAGAAAUAGUGUAAACGUAGCUUUAUAAUUGUUUUUUAGGUGAGAAUAAAUAACAUUCGGAUAAUCGCUUAAAAAGAAGUAACAAAUAAUCGAGUAUUCGAAUAACUAUCUUUUAUUAACAAAAAUUGCAAGAAUUUUAUAAAUUAUUUUGAAAAACAAUAGUAUUUUACUAACAUUCUAUAUAUACAACAAUAGCGUUAUAAGUAAAUUAAUAAAUAAAUAAUUUUUGUAUAAUAAUCCGUACUUAACUACAUCUUAUUAUUAAGUUUAAUAUUAAUGUUUAAGGUACUUUAAAAUAUCAUUAUAAUGAAAAUACUAAAGCGAGUAUUUUUACAUACUAGAUUACGAGUAUUAUCUCACUUAAUUAAUACUUACAUACCCUACCCUAUGUACUAAAUAAUAAUCUAUAAGAAUAUAAAACUAUUUAAUGUUUUUAUUUUUUGGAUAUUUUUAUAAUUUUUGUUAUUUUUUUUAAAUAUUCUUUUUUUUGUAUAAUAAAUACUAGUCAGAUGACAUUAUUUAAAUAA
Messenger RNA from Calliphora vicina (urban bluebottle blowfly), 3868 nucleotides. Its product is annotated as DNA topoisomerase 1-like. Gene Ontology annotation, cellular component: membrane. Gene Ontology annotation, biological process: hemocyte migration. The transcript is spliced from 6 exons. Bases 455 to 2500 code for a protein of 681 amino acids. NCBI's taxonomy places the organism in Eukaryota, Metazoa, Arthropoda, Insecta, Diptera, Calliphoridae. Gene Ontology annotation, molecular function: growth factor activity. The record is from RefSeq and is a predicted model, not a curated record.